Messenger RNA from Kalmanozyma brasiliensis GHG001, 2202 nucleotides. RefSeq names its product Cys/Met metabolism, pyridoxal phosphate-dependent enzyme. NCBI's taxonomy places the organism in Eukaryota, Fungi, Basidiomycota, Ustilaginomycetes, Ustilaginales. The transcript has a single exon. Gene Ontology annotation, biological process: transsulfuration. The record is from RefSeq and is a predicted model, not a curated record. Gene Ontology annotation, molecular function: cystathionine gamma-synthase activity; pyridoxal phosphate binding. Bases 1 to 2202 code for a protein of 733 amino acids.
AUGCAGGUGGCAUCCAACCAGGUGCCAUUGCCUGCCGCACCACCGCCCUCCAUCGGAGCGGCGGCGUGCAAGAAGGACUAUGCAGUCGGUACCUCCAUCCCCGCCAACAUGGACCACGCCGUCUCGGUCUCGCUCCCGCUGUGGAGCGACAACAUCGACUACGAGGAAGGUCGGCUCUCCAAAUCGAUGGAGACAGGCUACCCUCGCUUCUUCAUCCAUCGCUCCAUUCAGCGUCUCGCCAGCCUCCUCUGCAAGAAGUUCGCCAAACCCAGCGAGGCUUGCAUCCUCUUCCUCUCUGCGAGAAUCGCCGAGCGAUGUCGCGACUUUAUGCGUGCUCAGUCUACGAGCAGCGCGCCGCUGCCCAUCCGCAUUGUGCGAUUCUCGAUGCUUGAGCACUCCGCUCCGAAUCCUACUGGAAAUGGUCAGGCGACUUCCAGCUCGAGCACCGCCGAGCAUGUCUCGGAUCAGCUGGAUGGCGCACACUUUCAAGGUUCAAGCACCACCGCGCACUACAUCUUCAUCGUCUUCUUCCCCGAAGACGUUUUUCCGCUUGCAAAGAGCUUCUGGCAGCACACUGGUGAUGGCAUCUCGAGCCGUCAGGCCGACCGCUGCCUAUCGCUUCUCGAGCAGUCCAAGAGCGCUGAUACAGAAGCUGUGACUGGCGAGGCAGCGGCCAACGAGUCCGCCUCCGCUGGCGCAGUUGGCAACGACGACAUCUACAAAAAGCCCGCCUCUUCCGCUUCCGCCGGUAAACGCUUCUACAAUCGCUACGCGCGCACCAACAGCACCGGUUCCGCUCUCAUCCCCGCCACGCCCUCCCCCACCUCGAGCGUGCCUCAAACGCCUUCCAGCAGCGGCAUCCUUCAGCGACCUACCACCACCACCGACGAUGCCCUGUCAGCUAGCGUCUCGAGUCUGUCCGGCGUGACCUCCGCCACCACUCUCACCUCCGAGCCCGGUACCUCUGACCUGGUCACCUACGUCGAAGAGCGGUACGGCCGCAACCUUCCACUCACCUCUGCGCCCUCUGCCAAGCUCGCCCUCCGCCGCCGCAUCGCUGGCACUCUCCUCUCGGACCGCUCGGAGCAGUCUGUCCUCGAAACUCCCGCUGACGCCGUCGGCGAGACGGGUCGGCACGGCACCGGCGUAACAGAACACGACGUCUACCUGUUCCCCUCGGGGAUGAGCGCCAUCUUCCACGCGCAUCAGCUUGCACUGCGUGCCGCAUCGAGGCUUGGAGAGGAUAGACAGGUGGGCAAAAGCGUCUGCUUCGGCUUUCCCUACACCGACACGCUCAAGAUCCUUCAAAAGUUCGGGCCGGGCUGUCACUUCUUUGGGCUUGGCGUCGAUGCCGAUCUGGACCGACUCGAAGACCUGCUCAAGACGGAGCGCAUUUUGGCCCUCUUCUGCGAAUUCCCCUCGAAUCCGCUGUUGCGUUCGCCGAAUCUGGUCCGGAUCCGGCAGUUGGCGGAUAGGUAUGGGUUUCUGGUAUGCGUCGACGAAACGAUUGGCAACUUUGUCAAUGUCGAAGUGCUACCGUUUGCGGAUGUGCUCGUGUCCUCGCUGACCAAGGUGUUUAGUGGCGAUGCGAAUGUUAUGGGUGGAAGCAUGGUGGUCAACCCCAAAGGCCCCCAUUACACCGUUCUCAAGGAGGAGCUGGAGGAGGAGUACGAGGACACGUACUUUGCCGAAGAUGCGAUUUUCAUGGAACGCAACUCGCGCGAUUUCAUCCGUCGCAUCGUUCGCAUCGAUGCCAACACGAGAGCGAUCACCUCGAUGUUGUGGUCCCACCGCGGACGGGGUGGGAUGAAAGAGUUGUUUUAUCCGAAGUUUCAGACGAGGGAGAACUACGAUGUGUGUCGAAGGAAGAAGGCUUUCACUCCGCUGGGGAAUAUGGGUGAUGGGGAGGGUGGGUAUGGUGGGUUGUUUUCCGUGACGUUUGAAAGCGAGGCUGCGAGCAAGGCGUUUUACGAUACGUUGGAGUGCGCAAAGGGCCCAAGUCUGGGGACCAACUUGACGUUGGCCAGUCCGUAUACGAUCCUGGCGCACUAUGGCGAGCUCGAUUGGGCUGCGCAGUUCGGCGUCGAGCGCGGUCUGGUUAGGGUCAGCGUGGGGUUGGAGGACGAGGAGUUUUUGGUGAGGAUGUUUGGCAAGAGUUUGGAGGCUGCCGCUCGUGCACAUGCCGCUGUCACAAAGGCCUAG